This is a messenger RNA of Calliphora vicina (urban bluebottle blowfly), 2074 nucleotides long. RefSeq names its product transcription factor grauzone-like. Gene Ontology annotation, molecular function: zinc ion binding; RNA polymerase II transcription regulatory region sequence-specific DNA binding; DNA-binding transcription factor activity, RNA polymerase II-specific. Gene Ontology annotation, cellular component: nucleus. The transcript has 4 exons. Gene Ontology annotation, biological process: regulation of transcription by RNA polymerase II. The record is from RefSeq and is a predicted model, not a curated record. NCBI's taxonomy places the organism in Eukaryota, Metazoa, Arthropoda, Insecta, Diptera, Calliphoridae. Bases 73 to 1878 code for a protein of 601 amino acids.
AGAGCAUACAUUUUUCUUGUUUACAAAUAGAUAAAAUGUUAUUUUUAAUAAAUUACUAAAUAAAACAAUACAAUGGAGUCGUGUUUAUUGUGUUUAGAAAUUAAUAAAGAUAUAUUGGAUUCCAUAAAGGCAAGCUCUACGCGAUGGGAGGAACUAGACAUAGCAAAAGUGAUACAAAAAUACUUUUGGCCAUUGAACAUCAUACAAGCAAGUUCCUGGAUAUGUUUGUCAUGCUGGGAAGAAGUAGAUGAUUUUCACAAAUUCUACAUGCGCAUAGAGGAGGCUCAUAUGAAUUUUGGAAAAAUAAAAGUUGAGGAUGGUGCGGCUGCAUUGGUGGAAUGUAAAGAGGAAUUAACGAUACAUAAAACAAAAAUUAAAGAUACUGGUGAAGAGCCGGAAAAAGAUAAUUUAGCAUUUUGUUUUCUGGAACCGGAAAUACUAAUAGAUCAACCUCAGCCUCAGGAUUUGACGGAACCGGAAAUACUUAUAGACCAACCACCCGCCCCCGACUUGGUAGUUGACAAAGAAACACCAAUAACAGAGCCUUUAGAUGAAAUCGAUUUAGAUGAUAUGCCUUUGAAACAGGCCUGCAAACGUUUAAGAUUACAAAAUGAACAGACAAAUAAAGAUCCUCUAGAAAAAUCGAAAAAACCUAAGGUCAGCAAGCCUAGGAAUAGAAAAACGUUUAAAGCCAAAGCUUCUGCAGAAACAAAAUCAACGGAAGAAAAUACAACAGAAGAGUCAAAAGUUAAAGACGAGCCAAUUGAUAUGAAUGAUAACAAUAAUGAUUCGGAUAGUGUUAGUGAUAAUGACAACGGUGCCGCCGAUGAUAAUUAUCAGCCAGAUAAAGAUUCCUCCGAAUGUGUAGAAAGUAAGAGACGCAAAGCUUACAAUAAACACCGCACAAAUCGUAAAGAAAACGAUCAAUUUAUAGCCGAACACUUUAAACAAAUGUUCUGUGAUCUUUGUCAAGUAACAUUUGAAGAUUUUCCCGCCAUGCAAAAACACUUUACCAUAAAUCACAAUCAACGGGGCUAUGUUGUUUGCUGUAAAAGAAAAUUUUUCGAUCGCACUCGUUUGGUUGAUCAUCUUCACUGUCAUUUAAAUCCUGAUCAUUUUAAGUGCAACGAAUGUGGCAAAGCCAUGUCCGAUCGUACCAGUUUUGAUAGUCACAUGUUACGUGUACAUAGGGCUAGUGAGGUUGUGAAGCAACAUUGUUGUGAUGUUUGUGGCAAAUCUUUUACUGAAGCCUAUGUGUUGAGAAUUCAUAAAUUAACCCAUUUGCCGGAAGAAGAAAAGAAGUUCCCAUGCACUGAUUGCGGAAAAAAUUACGGCAGUCCGUAUCUAUUAAACCAACAUAGACAAGCGGUGCAUCUUAAGCGUUUUGUUAAAAUUUGCUACAUAUGCGGCAAGGCUAUAAAUUCAAGUGCUGAAUUUAAAGUACACAUGAACAAGCAUGAAGGCAUUCCCGCUCCAGUUAUCAACUGUGAUGUAUGUGGCUUACGUUUGACUAGUGAACGGGGCCUAAAGUUGCACAAAGAAUCCCAACAUCCGAUAGGAGGAAAACAAGAACAUCACUGUCCUAUAUGUCCUAAAAUAUCACCCACUCUUAAAGCACUUAAGAAACAUGUACACACAAUGCACGAAAAGGGUUACGAUCACAAGUGUAGCAUUUGCGAAAAGGCAUUUAAGAGAUCGGAAGCUUUAAAGGAACAUAUGGCCACACAUACUGGCACCACUUUAUACACUUGCCCUUGGUGUCCGAAAACCUUUAAUUCCAAUGGCAAUAUGCAUGCUCAUCGCAAAAAGAUUCAUCCAAAGGAAUGGGAAGAAUCAAAACUACAGAAGUAUUCGGGCAAUAUACCACCAGAAAUUUAAAUAUUAAAAAAUAAAAAUAUUAAAAAAAAUAUAUUUUAAAAAAUAAUUUUUUAUUUAUAGUAGUUUAAUUAAGUCUCAUGUUUAUUUUACAAAACAAUAUUUGUAUUUAAAUUAAUCAUUGAGUAAGUAGUAACUACUUUUUUAAGUUAAAUAAAUGGGCACAAAUCUUGAACAGAUUUUGCUAAACUAUUGCAUA